AGGCGGUCUGUUUCGAUUCCGCGAAAAUGAAUAGCCUUUUGCGGUACGAUUUUCCCGUCCAAGAAAAUGAAGAAUUUUGUGAAGGAAGAAAGGUAGGCUGUUUCUUGCAUCCGUCGAAUCAUGGCUUGAGAAACUUGUGGCAACAGCUACACCCUGCGUCGCAUCUGAGGGCACCCAGUUAAUCAGUCCGUCCUGCACUACGUCUGGACCCUGUCGUCUAAACAAGGAUGAUGCUGUCUCCCAGACGCUUUCAAAGUUCUUUCCCCCUGUGAGGUACAAGGAAAUGGGAACAAAGUGGGUAAAGCACGUUUCUGCGAAACAAGCGACACCAAUCGAAAUGACACAUGUUAAGCAAGAAGUGGAUCGCGUCCUGAAAGUCCGAUGCAGCCGAAAAGCUCCUCUUUGUGUAAUUCGUGAAGACGUGCUUUCAGAUUUAAUUAGAGAAAUAUUGCGACAGGUGACUAUUGACUGCCCUGAACAGGGUCUUCUUUUGAGACGUAUACUGGACCAUAACGAGAUGGAAUUCAACGCUUACGAAACACUUUUGCGUUUUACUGAUGCAUUUGUUGGACGCAAGUGGGCCGAAUGGCAACACUGGAAAGCAGACCGGGCCAGACAGAUUUCCGAACUUGAGGAUACGAAACGAAUUUUGGAAUUUCAAGCUGCUGAGUUGAAACACAAAGUAGACCAACUGGAAAAGAAAAAUCAAGAAAUGAAAAUUAAGUGGGACGCAGCUCGAAUGGAGGAAAUAAAGUACUACAAAAAAACAGGCGAACAUCUGAGGAACCUUUUGCCCUCUUUUGGCUUGAGACACUGAGCCAUAGAGGAAGCCAACCAUCGUUCUGAAGAGGGAUUCAAAAGCUAUCCUUGAUACGUACGCAAGAGGAUAUUCAGCGCAUUGUAUCUGGCUGUCUACGCGUACUUGGAUAGCAUAAUCAAACAGUUUGCACGUCUGGUUACUGAAGAGCCGGGAAAAUGUGCAAUAUUCUGUUUUCAUCAU
This is a messenger RNA of Opisthorchis viverrini, 1000 nucleotides long. RefSeq lists its product as hypothetical. NCBI's taxonomy places the organism in Eukaryota, Metazoa, Platyhelminthes, Trematoda, Opisthorchiida, Opisthorchiidae. The record is from RefSeq and is a predicted model, not a curated record. The coding region runs from base 284 to 817 and encodes 177 amino acids. The transcript has 4 exons. Gene Ontology annotation, cellular component: axoneme. Gene Ontology annotation, molecular function: dynein heavy chain binding.